Osmerus eperlanus (European smelt) is the source of this 1131-nucleotide messenger RNA. Its product is annotated as hepatitis A virus cellular receptor 1. Lineage: Eukaryota; Metazoa; Chordata; Actinopteri; Osmeriformes; Osmeridae. The record is from RefSeq and is a predicted model, not a curated record. The transcript has 2 exons. The annotation marks the transcript as partial.
ACUCCGACAGUUACAACUACUCAGACAACACUCGGGACAUCAACAACCUUAACAUCUACAACUGUGCCAACAACAACUCCAGUUCCAUCAACUACAUCCAUUCUGCCCACGACCAUUACCAGCACAUCAACUGCAACAACACCCAGCAACACAACCCUAAUUACAUCAGCAGUUACAACUCCGACAGUUACAACGACUCAGACAACACUCGGGACAUCAACAACCUUAACAUCUACAACUGUGCCAACAACAACUCCAGUUCCAUCAACUACAUCCAUUCUGCCCACGACCAUUACCAGCACAUCAACUGCAACAACACCCAGCGAGACAAGCCUAAUUACAACUGCAGUGUCAACAUAUAAUAGUACCACUCGAACACCAUGCACUUUGUGUAAAUGGUCUGAUUGGAUUGACAAAAGUUAUCCUUCAGAAGGUGCAAGUGGAGAUUAUGAAAAUAUUACGCAGAUAAAGGACUCUGGAGUAAUAUGCAUGCAACCAGUGGCUAUAGAAUGUAGAGCAAAAGAACAAAAACAUUUGUCCCUGGCAGAAUUAGGUCAGAAGGUUGAGUGCAGUCUUCUGGUUGGACUAAAUUGCAAGAAUGAGGAUCAAUUUCCUCCGAUUUGUUACAAUUAUGAGAUAAGAGUCAAAUGUUGCGACCAUGAUGACAAAUAUUGUGAAACAUCAACAGUUACAACUACUCAGACAACACUCGGGACAUCAACAACCUUAACAUCUACAACUGUGCCAACAACAACUCCAGUUCCAUCAACUACAUCCAUUCUGCCCACGACCAUUAGCAGCACAUCAACAACACCCAGCAACACAACCCUAAUUACAUCAGCAGUUACAACUCCGACAGUUACAACUACUCAGACAACACUCGGGACAUCAACAACCUUAACAUCUACAACUGUGCCAACAACAACUCCAGUUCCAUCAACUACAUCCAUUCUGCCCACGACCAUUACCAGCACAUCAACUGCAACAACACCCAGCAACACAACCCUAAUUACAUCAGCAGUUACAACUCCGACAGUUACAACUACUCAGACAACACUCGGGACAUCAACAACCUUAACAUCUACAACUUUACAACUACUCAGACAACACUCGGGACAUCAACAACCUUAA